This is a messenger RNA of Penicillium antarcticum, 1005 nucleotides long. Its product is annotated as guanine nucleotide exchange factor SDO1. The record is from RefSeq and is a predicted model, not a curated record. Gene Ontology annotation, biological process: ribosome biogenesis. The transcript is spliced from 2 exons. NCBI's taxonomy places the organism in Eukaryota, Fungi, Ascomycota, Eurotiomycetes, Eurotiales, Aspergillaceae. Bases 1 to 1005 code for a protein of 334 amino acids.
AUGCCUAUCAACCAACCCUCCAACCAGAUCAAGUUCACCAACGUUUCGGUGGUGCGCCUAAAAAAGGGCAAGAAGCGCUUCGAACUCGCCUGCUACAAGAAUAAACUGCUUGAAUACCGAUCAGGCGCCGAAAAAGACCUCGACAAUGUCCUCCAAGUCCCCACCGUCUUCCUCUCUGUCUCCAAAGCACAAACUGCCCCGUCAGCAGAACUAGCAAAAUCUUUUGGAGCAGGCACACCCCGAGAGGAAAUCCUCCAAGAAAUUCUCCGCAAGGGUGAAGUGCAGGUCGGCGAGCGCGAACGCAAAGACAUCCUCGAACGAGUAGAGAAGGAAGUCCUGGACAUCGUCUCUGGUCGCCUAGUCGACCCCACCACAAAGCGCGUGUACACAUCAGGCAUGAUUCACAAGGCGUUGGACCAGUUGAGCUCAGCCAGUGGACAACAAGGACAACAGGCCGGAGAAGCAAACGGAAACAGCGAGGAGAAGGCAGCACAGUCCAAGAAGCCCAUGUGGACCGGAGUAUCGUCGAACCGGUCAGCGAAGAGUCAAGCUCUAGAUGCCAUGAAGGCUCUUAUAGCCUGGCAGCCCAUUCCUGUGAUGCGGGCCCGCAUGCGUCUCCGUGUGACUUGCCCUGUGUCACUAUUGAAGCAGUCUGUUAAGGCUGCUCCUGGGGCUGCCCCAGCCAAAGACAAGGAGGCACCCUCGGGUGGCUCUAAGAAUAAGAAGGGAAACAAGGGAAAGAAGGGAAAGCGUGGUGAUGACUCGGAUAUUGAGGGUGGGUCUGACGCCGAAGCUGCACCCAAAGCCCCCGGUACCGUCAAGGAUAAGAUUCUGGCCUUGAUUGAGUCGAUAGAAUCGCAAGAAGUUAUUGGUGGGGAUGAAUGGGAGAUUGUUGGUUUCGCCGAGCCUGGUGCAUUCAAGGGAUUAAAUGAGUUUGUGGGUAACGAGACUCGCGGAAGAGGCCGGGUUGAGGUUUUGGAUAUGUCGGUCACGCAUGAGGAUUGA